AUGGACCAGCUUAGUCAAAAUAUACCUACUCAAAAUAUCAACAAUAAUGAAUAUGGUGCAGCAGCAACAAUAACAAAUGUUGCUGGACCUUUAUUGGAUAAUACCCAAGAAAAAAAGAAGAGAAACCUAAUGCAAGUGGGCCUAGGCAGUCAUCAAACUGCUGGGAGCAUUUCAACAGAGUACUUGAUUGUGACGUUGAUACUGCAGCGUGUAAACACUGCCACAAGAGUCCCAACUAGUAGUAGGUUUAACCUUCAAGCUUGUCGUAGGGCAGUGUAUGUUUUUGUUGUGUUAGAUGAACAACCAUUUAAGGCGAUUGAGGGUGAAGGAUUUAAAUACUUGUGUAAAACAUUGCAGCCCCAAUUUACCAUUCCAUCUAGGCGUACAAUAGCUAGAGGUUGCUUUCAGUUGUAUUUGGAUGAAAAACUUAAGUUGAAAGCUUUCUUUAAGUCUAAUUGCAAUAGGGUGGCCCUUACUACUGACUGUUGGACAUCAAUUCAAAACCUUAAUUACUUGACUCUUACAUCACAUUUUGUUGAUAAUGAAUGGAAUUAUCAAAAAAGAAUAAUUAGCUUCACAGUUAUACCAAACCACAAGGGUGUAACCGUAGGUAAAAAGAUAGAAGAAGUUUUAAAGGAUUGA
Molecule: messenger RNA, 642 nt
Organism: Cicer arietinum (chickpea)
Lineage: Eukaryota; Viridiplantae; Streptophyta; Magnoliopsida; Fabales; Fabaceae
Source: RefSeq, a predicted model, not a curated record